GGGUAUUUUUUUCUGAGCGAGACAGCGACUGACGGCGCCAUAUUGAAAGAACAACUUUGUUUCAUAAAACGCUAAAAACGUCAAAUUUGCCACCAUGUUGUACCUGGAGGAUUACCUCGAGAUGAUCGAGCAGCUACCCAUGGACCUCCGCGACAGGUUUACGGAAAUGAGAGAGAUGGACCUGCAGGUUCAGAACGCCACAGAUCAGCUGGAGCAGAAGGUGAUCGAGUUCUUCGUCAAUGCGAAGAAGAACAAACCCGAGUGGAGAGAAGAACAGAUGGAGGUCAUUAAAAAGGAUUAUUACAAAGCUCUGGAAGAUGCAGAUGAGAAGGUCCAGCUGGCCAAUCAGAUUUAUGAUCUGGUGGACCGGCACCUGCGGAAACUGGACCAGGAACUGGCCAAGUUUAAGAUGGAGCUGGAGGCCGACAACGCCGGCAUCACCGAGAUCCUGGAGAGACGAUCUUUAGAGAUGGACAGUCCGUCUCAGCCGGUCAACAACCACCACGUCCACUCUCACACCGCCACUGAGAAGAGGAAGCACAGCGCUCCCACUCACCACACUACAGAACACGUUCCAGAGAAGAAGUUCAAGUCCGAAGCUCUGCUGUCCACACUCACGUCAGACGCCUCCAAGGAGAACACGCCAGUGUCCUCUGCAGGUUGCCGUACCAACAGCACGUCCUCGUCCACCAACAACGUGUACAGCGUGAACUCCUCUCAGCCUCUGGCCUCCUACAACCUGAGCUCUCUGCCUGCGGGGCCCGGGGCCGGAGCCGGGGCCAUCACCAUGGCUGCUGCUCAGGCUGUACAGGCCACAGCGCAGAUGAAGGAGGGUCGGAGGACGUCCAGUCUGAAGGCGAGCUACGAGGCCAUCAAGAACAACGACUUCCAGCUGGGCAGAGAGUUCGCUCUGUCCCGGGACAACACUGGAUACUCCUCCUCCGCUCUGGCCUCCACCCUCACCCAGACCCUCACCCCCACCACCACCUCCGACUCCAGGGGGCGCAAGUCCAAAAGCAGCAUCAAGUCUUCCAACCAUCAGUCGUCUUCAUCGUCCUCCUCUUCCUCGCUGUCGUCGUGCUCGUCGUCGUCGGCGCUGGCUCAGGAGCUUUCCCAGCAGGCGUCGGCGCUGCCAGAGGCCGAGGCCAACAGCCAGGUGGACUGGACCUACGACCCCAACGAGCCCCGAUACUGCAUCUGUAACCAGGUUUCUUACGGAGAAAUGGUCGGCUGUGAUAACACAGACUGUCCCAUCGAGUGGUUCCACUACGGCUGCGUCGGCCUUACGGAGGCUCCCAAGGGGAAGUGGUACUGUCCUCAGUGUACGGCCGCCAUGAAGAGGAGAGGCAGCCGCCACAAAUAGACCCAACGCCGCCCGCCAUCUUGGAUUUUUACCUCCACGCCGUCGUCCUCAUAAACCACAACAACCAACACUGCCGCCGACUGAGGUCAGAGGUCACACUGAGGGUUCUGAAGACCGAGAUACUGGAUCACACUUCAUCCUCCAAAUUCUUUACUUUUCAAACAUUUUGACUUCAUGACGUCUGAAAAUAAAACCCCCGAGGCUGAGCGGCCAUUUUAUUGUCCCGCAGCGCCGACAGCGACCCGGGAACCGGAUCCGGAUCUUCAGAGUCCGAUUCACUCCGGAUGUUGUUUCACUGCAGUUUACUGUGACAAUAAAAACACUGUAAUCCUAACCCUCACACAGCCAGAGGUCAGAGGUCAGCCUGUCGGGUUGUGUGUUUAAAUAUAGUCGGAGGAGGAGGAGGAGGAGGAAGAGGAAGAGGAGGAGGAGGAGGAAGAGGAGGAGGAAGAGGAGGAGGAAGAGGAGGAGGAGGAGGGGGGAGGAGGAGGAGGAGGAGGAGGACACUGCGACGUCAUCAGAAAACAAGUUCAGUGAUGAGAUUAAUGUCUGAAAGUCGACUCUUCAAAAUAAAACUCACAGGAUCAGAAUGUGGACUGAACCAGAUCAAUGUUUUAAUAAAAGAUCAGAAAGCA
Messenger RNA from Dicentrarchus labrax (European seabass), 1998 nucleotides. It is a transcript of the gene ing3, whose product is annotated as inhibitor of growth family, member 3. Lineage: Eukaryota; Metazoa; Chordata; Actinopteri; Moronidae. The transcript is spliced from 12 exons. The record is from RefSeq and is a predicted model, not a curated record. Gene Ontology annotation, biological process: regulation of DNA-templated transcription. The coding region runs from base 95 to 1363 and encodes 422 amino acids. Gene Ontology annotation, cellular component: NuA4 histone acetyltransferase complex.